CCCUAACAUUCCCACGCGAAGUUUCAUUUCGAGAUGUGGGGCUUCAUCAAUGCUACCGCUAUCGUGCGAAUUCAACCGUGGAGUUAAUAAACCUCGAACACGGCAAUUCGUUAUAGCACUCAACAUUGGCUAAUAUCAAGGUCGCAAUUCUCAAUGAUGCUGAACCUUUCUAACUAUAGGAAGGAACAUAUAUAAAUUCCGAAUCGUGUUUCUCGCUGUUCAUCGCUGUUCGAUCGUUUUGUCUGCCUUCAAGAUGCGCUCUAUUAUUCCCAUCAUCGCCGUCAUCUCUACAGCUGCCGCGCACUGUACGCGUCCGCAGCUCGUAGAAGCUGUUGAUGCAUAUUUGAAGACGCAAACCUCUGGAAAAAUCUCUGAUCUCACGUCUCGAUUUGACAAUUCCACCUGGCUUGGCUACUACGAAAAUGGCAAAAAGGUUGAUCCUAGCAUCGGGAUCUUGAACAAACCCCUUGCCAUUACUCAUAACCGAUCAAUAUACGAUACCACGGCAUGCGCGACAUACAGCGAAGUAAUUGUCAACAGCACGGCUGAUCCUCACGUUAUCGGCACCCAACUUCGCUUCGCCAAUCAUCACAUCAACAAAGUCGAUACCAUCAUCACUAAACCCGGGGAUUGGCUUUUCAAUAUCACAGGAUAUGCCUAUUGGGCCGCUUUCGAAAACUGGUCUGAGAUUCCAGAAGCGCAGCGCGACACCCGUGACACGCUAAAGAAGGCUGCGGAUGCAUAUUGCGAUCUUUUCAACAAUCCGAAUGUGACUGUGCCAUGGGGAACGCCGUGCGUUCGUCUUGAAGGCGGCCUGUACGGAGAUCCAGGACCGAAUGGAACCUGUGCGGUUGGUGUGCCGAGUGGAGUACCAUUGAAAAAUCGUCGCUACGUCAUUGACGAGACAUACGGUGCGGUCGAUGUCAUGUUAGAUUUUGGUAACAGUCAAUGGCCCGAUACGCAUGAGUUUCGAAUUGAGAAGGGAAAAUUGCGAUAUAUGGACAUGCAUUGCAAAUAUAUCCCAUGCUAUAAGACAUUUGCUCAAAUCCUCGAGCCUUAUUUUUUCACAUUUGUUUGA
Messenger RNA from Aaosphaeria arxii CBS 175.79, 1078 nucleotides. RefSeq lists its product as uncharacterized. The transcript is spliced from 2 exons. Lineage: Eukaryota; Fungi; Ascomycota; Dothideomycetes; Pleosporales. The record is from RefSeq and is a predicted model, not a curated record. The coding region runs from base 254 to 1078 and encodes 274 amino acids.